ACAGGGUUGUGUCUAUUUAUUCCCGUGAACACCUCAGAUCUAUAUUAAUUUUAUUCUAGAUGUCAAUGAUUUAAAAGCAUAAUCCAAACUAUAUGAAUAUUGAUGGUAUUCCAACAAAAUUAGACAACAUGAAUAUUGAUUGUGUAAAUACCAAAUCAGAUAAUAUGAAUAUUGAUUGUACUGAAUCAGGCAAUAUGAAUAUUAAUGGUGUAAAAACAGAAAACAUGUUACCCAGUAAAUUAAAGAAAUCUGAACCAUAUGAUAUUUUUAAACAACUUCCACUUGAAAUCAUAAAUAAAAUUGUCCUACAAUUGGACUUCAAUGAUGUUUUGAACUUAAAAUUAGUUAAUAAGAUGUGGCGGUGUGUAUAUGUAAACCAAAAUGAGAUAUGGGCAAGGAUUUGUGAAGAUUUAAAUAUACGAGUCAUUGAUUAUAGCCGGUGUCUGAAUGAUAGGUCAAGACAUGAUUCWGAAUGUAUAGGAUAUGCUGAUGUAGCUUCGGAAAAAUUAUUCGGACCUAUAUGUGACUAUUGGCAAACUUUUAACCGUUAUAUAAUGAUUGUAAAGAAUAUAAAAAACAAUGAUUUUCCGACCAUUUAUAUACCUCGUCAGCAUGUAGAACAAUCAUAUUGUACUGAUGAUUACAUAGUCAAUAUAAAUUGUCAACAUAAACAACCAAUUCAAAUAGUUAUUUUAAAUGGAGCAAAUAAACCUUUAAAAAAAAAGUUUUUGCCUAUAUUUAAUAAAUUUGAAGAAUUGAUUAAAUUAAGAAAAUAUCCACUCAAAGUAAUUGGUAACAAAAGGUACUUGGUAUUUGAAAUUUGUUCAAUUAUAUUUGUGUAUUCAAUUUCAAAAACUGAAUUCACUAAAAAAUUUUUUAAAGUGAUACAGAAAUCUGUUGAUUAUGGCUUAAAUAAGGAUGAUUUCAACGAAGAAUUCUUAAAUAGUCAUUGUGACACAAAAUUUGAUUUAUAUGAUCAUAAAUUAGCAAUGGUGCACCCAGCUAUUAGUACAUUAUUUGUUACUGAUUUGAGUACAGGAAAAACAUAUAAAGAACUGGAAUUUAGUUCAAGAGGAUGCAUUGUUGAUAGCAUGAAAUGCUCUGACUAUAGACUCAUGAUUGGAAUCACAAAAACGAAAAAAAAAGACUUGAAAACAGAACAUUUGGCAAUUGUUUAUCACAUGAAAGGAUGUACACAAAACAAUAGAUUAAUGAUACCCUUGUUAGGGCCUGUUACUCAGUUCAAAGUGACCAGUAAUUGUAUUGGAGUAGAAAACACAGGUUCUGCAACUCCAUUUAUCACAAAGCAAAAUAAUUCGUACUUAAAUGUAUUUUGGCUUGAAUGCGAUACAUUCUCAUUUGACUGUACUAGAAAGUAUAUUUAUUAUAAUGUUAAUCAAAGUAUAUUUCAGUACGACCUUUUAAAGUCCAUGUUGUCCAAGUUUGAAGUGGUACAAAAAAUAGCUAUCGAUGCAAUAUCAAAUCUCUUACCUUUAACACCUAUAAAUGAUAGAUAUUUGUUAGUUCGAUCAACUUAUCCAAAUUCAUAUGACAUAUUUGAUGUUAAAGAACACGUUUCUGUUAGGUCGAUACAAUUAACUGCAGGGUAUUCAUUAGUUCAUGUGGGUAAACUAUCUAUAAUGUUCUCUAAUUCCAGUGAAUUUAUGGUAAUUGCAUUUAAUUAAUUAUGUGUUUGUUUUU
Messenger RNA from Diuraphis noxia (Russian wheat aphid), 1701 nucleotides. RefSeq lists its product as uncharacterized. Gene Ontology annotation, molecular function: protein binding. The record is from RefSeq and is a predicted model, not a curated record. Lineage: Eukaryota; Metazoa; Arthropoda; Insecta; Hemiptera; Aphididae.